Molecule: messenger RNA, 2707 nt
Organism: Chara braunii
Lineage: Eukaryota; Viridiplantae; Streptophyta; Charophyceae; Charales; Characeae
Source: the annotation of a GenBank genome assembly
ACGAGAAAAUGGUACGGACUGAUUUCGUCAGAGGACUGUCAGAUUCUCGUCUGCGGAAAAAGAUCCGCAAGAAAUGCAACCCUAUGGAACAUACCCUGACGGAGGUAAUUCAGUACGCAAUUAAGUAUGGGAAAGAAAACUACGAUGUGGGCCUGGACUCAGAAUCUGACGAAGAUGACCCUUCGGGUGUUCGACACAAUAGCUACUCCGCCACGACACGAAUGUUCGAAGAUCGCUUCGGGUUGGGUCCGGCAAAAAAAGGCGUGGAUCGGAAAGCUUCUUCCUCUGCUUCGGCCUCCCGUCGCCCUAGUCGGGCACAAGGGGGCCGCGGUGAGAAAGAAGUCUCCAUGAAGGAGGUCGCGGCACAAUUAGUUACGGUAGUGGCCCCGUUGACGGAGUUUGUUCAAGGCCUGCAGCGGCAACGCUUAGCCGCCGCACAACGGCAACAAGCGGCUAUGGUCGUCGGGGCCCCUAUGAUGGGACCGACCGUGGCCGGGGCUGUCCAGUCCCUACGCUGUUAUAACUGCAAUCAGCCAGGUCACCUUGCGAAAGAUUGCCCGAAACCUCGAGCUCAGGGUGGGCCCGCUGGGCCUUCCCAAAUCCCGUUGGCUGCUCCAACCGUUGCAGGACAGGGGAGGGUGGCCACGGUGAUGGAUACCGGGGCAACGGAAAUGGUGACCCCUGCGGCCACCGAGAUAGGGCCCGAUGAAUACAUGGCUGCGGCGAUGUUCGAACCCAGGACCAUCGGAGUGAUACUGGCCUUGGAGAAAAACAAGUUCUUCUUGUCGGAGAUCUCAUUCUUGGGGUACAUCGUCACGGUCGAUGGACUAAGACCGGAUCCGAGGAAGGUGGCAGCAGUUCAAGAAGCCCCGGCGCCGAUCACACUCACCCAGGUUCGGGCUUUUCUAGGGCUGGCAUCCUAUUACCGACGCUUCAUCAAGGGGUUCGCCGGUAUAGCGAAGCCCCUCACGAACCUGCUGAAGAAAGAGGAACAGCUGAUCUGGACGCCGGAAUGCGAAGCGGCGUUUCAGGCGUUGAAGGAGGCUCUGACAUCUGCUCUUUUAUUGGCGCGCUCUGACCCGACAAGACCUUUCGCACUGUACACAGACUGGCAGCCUCAGGCGAUAUCGGUGGUGCUGACUCAGCACGGGGCGGACGGAAGGGAACACGUCAUUGAGUAUGCGUCCAAGACGCUGAGCCAGACGCAAGCUAAUUACGAAGCGUGCAAAGGUGAAUGCCUGGCGGUGGUGUGGGGGAUCCAACAUUUCCGACUGUAUCUUUACGACCAGAAAUUUGUGCUGGAGCAUGAACUGCUCGAGCACUUCCAGUCGCCCAUCUCUGACGCUCUUCUCCGGAACUGGUUCAACGACGAUCGGCAGCUGCGCUUCGACAUUCAGCAGGUGAACGUGCCGGCACCCAGCGUUGCUGACUUGGCGGUGUACUCGCUCCUCGCGCAGUGGGUGACGUACGCGGGUGUCUAUGUCGACAUAUCGCCCGUGCCUGGCCAGGAAUCCACGCGAGUGUUCAUCGAGUUACGAGCCAUCCAGGUGGCGACGAACUUUGUGCACAGCGUCGCUACUCUCACCGGGGAUUUGACCGUCUUGUCCGGGCACGAUCGGGAGCCGGCGUCCAGAUUCUUGCGCGAUUACGCCCUUCAGGUGGCGAGAUCGGUGGCGCGAGUGCAGGCGAGGGGCACUCAUCGCUUUACUGCAUACGAAGGACUUCUGCGGCGGACUCCGGAGGGAGCCCUUGCAUUGCUCCCCUAUCCUAUGCGCAACUUUCCCGAGUACCUAGUGGAGCUGACGGACGUGGAGCAGUUGCCGCCCGCCGACGAGGACGCGUGGGAGCUGCAUCGGGCGCUGUAUUCAUCAGUGGUACUCGGCAUGUUCACAUUCUUCGUGGAGCACGAAGUUCAUAAUGUCGGCAAGUUUCUCCACGUAUACUACGUGAUCGCCAAGCCAAAGUCGGAGCAGGAGGGAACAGUGGCGCUUUAUCCUUUCGGGAGGAUCGGAACGAAUCGCCCGGGGCUCUUACAGCUCAUUCACAUCGAGCUGCUGUCCAUUGCGCCAGUAAUCGCCGCGGAGGAAGAAGACUUGCAGCUCAGACUACGGACCGCCUCAGCUCCGUGCAGAUCGUAUAACGCGGCGGUGAUACCUGACUACCUGGCGCGUGAGGGGGAAUCCGUGGUGGACUUCGGGCAUGAAGAUAAUUCAUUGCGGCCUCCAUCAUCGUAUCCAAAGCCGGCGGCCCUGAAGGCACCAAGAAAGAGAACCGUCUCGAAGCGGCGACGAACUCCAUCGCCGGAAGCUCAAGCCAGUCGAGUGGGGCCGGUCGACGAGGUCGUCCAGCCUACGCCGGUGCGCGAAGUCGAUCCGGUUCGCGAGAGAAGAGUCACACUCGCCAUCGGGCCCCGACCGGGGGAGGACCGCCCCGUCGAAGAACCGCGGAGAUCCACAGGCCAUCCGGAGUCGACACCUCAGCGGCCCCGCCUCCCCAAUCUCAAUAGCCAUGCAGCCGGGCCAUCAGGCGCAGGGGGGGGAUUGGGACGAGUUCCAUAUCCCGCAUCCAGACCCCCCCUCCUUGCAGGACCGUUCCGAUUUCGCCAGCCCGCCCGGGAUACCCCGGUCAUUGACAUAAGCACUUCCCCCGAGCCGGACGGUCCAUCAAACUGACGUGGAUCACAUGGUGGAACUGGCCACCCUCCGGC